This is a messenger RNA of Belonocnema kinseyi, 408 nucleotides long. RefSeq lists its product as uncharacterized. NCBI's taxonomy places the organism in Eukaryota, Metazoa, Arthropoda, Insecta, Hymenoptera, Cynipidae. The record is from RefSeq and is a predicted model, not a curated record. The coding region runs from base 1 to 408 and encodes 135 amino acids. The transcript is spliced from 2 exons.
AUGCAGCCCAGAUACGCUGACCCUACCAUCUCAGUCUGCAGAGCCAUAUUCAGCGCCAUCCACCCCCUGCGGGUACCCAUACAGAGUGCCAACAGAAGGACGGGCUACUUUCGAUUCAAGGAACGAGAGGACGAAUUAUCCACUCUUUACAAAAGGGAACUUAGAGUAAAAAAGGCUAGAAGGGGCUUAGAUCAAAAGUACCAACAUUUUGCACUGAAGUCUGAGGAAUUCACUUCCAGUACAGGGAGCAGUUGUUUCGCUGGAGAAAGAAGAGCGGAGAAACGAAUUCAACUGAUGUCGAAUUCAAUGAAGUCGAAGCAUUCUGUGAUCCUGAGCCAACUUUUUCUUCUGAGAUGCAGUGCAUGUACAUGGAAUCUCCCUUUGUCUCUCGUAUUAUUUCUAAUGUAA